Messenger RNA from Periophthalmus magnuspinnatus, 3093 nucleotides. RefSeq names its product vang-like protein 2. Gene Ontology annotation, biological process: Wnt signaling pathway, planar cell polarity pathway; establishment of planar polarity; multicellular organism development. The transcript has 8 exons. Gene Ontology annotation, cellular component: plasma membrane. Lineage: Eukaryota; Metazoa; Chordata; Actinopteri; Gobiiformes; Gobiidae. The record is from RefSeq and is a predicted model, not a curated record. The coding region runs from base 294 to 1865 and encodes 523 amino acids.
CUGAGUCAGACCGAGAGCGAGGGGCCGCGGCGGCGCAGAGAAAGUGCCAAAGUCUGAGCUCCGAGGCGGCGGUCGGAAAGCGAAGUGUUGCUCGCUCUUUGUGUUGCGCUUUCCACUGGGGGAGAAAGGCCUCCAAGAUAGAUUCCCUCAGGAGCCGAGUGGAGUUGCUGCGGCUGCCUUUGGCCCUGUCUCCCAAGAGCCUGUCUCAGUGUAAGCCUCAGCUGGUGGGGGCCUGGGACAAGGGCUCCGGGGCAUCAGGGGCCCGGAAACCCCGCCCUCCCAUAGCCUCCGACAUGGACAACGAAUCCACCUACUCCGGAUACUCCUAUAAGUCGUCCCAUUCACGCAGCUCCAGGAAGCACAGAGAGCGGAGGGACAGACAUCGGAGCUCCAAAAGUCGUGAUGGAAGCAGUCGAGACAAGUCGAGUCUGCAGCCUCCAGGAGAGCCCCUGCUGGAUGCAGAGUCCACCAGAGAUGAGAGGGACGAUAACUGGGGGGAGACCACCACGGUCGUCACGGGAACCUCUGUGGACAGUGUUUCUCAGGAGGAUUUGACCCGCAUCACUAAAGACCUAGAGGACUCCACACCUCUGCACUGCCGACGCUACCUUGGGCUCACACUGGCCGCCAUCUUGGGCUUGUUCGCCUUUGUCACCCCUUUGGCCUUCCUGGCUCUGCCUCAGGUGUUGUGGCGGGACUCCCUGGACCCUUGUGGUACGCCUUGUGAAGGGUUAUACAUUUCAUUGGCCUUUAAACUCCUCAUCCUCCUCAUUUCGACCUGGGCCUUGUUUCUGAGACCACCUCGUGCCUCCUUCCCGCGUUUUUUCGUCUACCGAUGUCUACUGCUGGCGUUGGUUUUCCUCUUUGUCGCCUCCUACUGGCUGUUCUAUGGCGUCCGUGUGUUGGAGCCCAGGGAGACGGACUACAGAGGCAUUGUGGGAUACGCUGCCUCACUGGUCGACGCGCUCCUGUUCAUUCAGUACCUGGCGUUAGUGCUAUUGGAAGUGCGCCACCUACGGCCCGCUUUCUGCCUGAAGGUGGUGCGGUCCACGGAUGGGGUCAGCCGCUUCUACAACGUGGGACAUCUCAGUAUUCAGAGAGCAGCUGCCUGGGUGUUGGACCAUUACUACAGCGACUUCCCUGUUCACAAUCCUGCUGUGUUAAACCUGCCCAAGUCCAUCCUCUCCAAAAAGACCUCUGCCUUCAAGAUCUACAGCCUUGGAGAAGAAAACACCACAGGUAACUCCACAGGACAGUCCCGGGCCAUGAUCGCAGCAGCUGCACGAAGACGAGACAAUUCCCACAACGAGUAUUACUACGAAGAGGCCGAGAUGGAGCGAAGGGUCCGCAAACGCAAGGCUAGGCUGGUGGUGGCAGUAGAGGAGGCGUUCACUCAUAUAAAACGUCACCAGGACGAGCAGACGCCCUCCUCCCCCAAGCACCCACGUGAGGUCAUGGACCCCCGAGAGGCGGCUCAGGCCAUCUUUGCCCCGAUGGCCCGUGCCAUGCAGAAGUACCUGAGGGCCACUAGGCAGCAGUCUUACCACACUAUGGAGAGCAUCAUCAACCACCUGCAGUUCUGCAUCACCCACAACAUGACGCCCAAGGCCUUUUUGGAGCGUUACCUGGCUCUGGGCCCCACCCUGCAGUACCUGGACCACGGCAGGGGGCGCCAGUGGACGUUAGUGAGCGAAGACCCCGUCACCUCCGCUCUUCGACAGGGUCUGGUCUUCUCCUUAAAACGUCCUGAUUUCGCAUUGGUCGUGAAUGUAACGCCACUUCCCUUUUUAGCUUUGGGAGAAGAAUUUGUAGAUCCUAAAAGUCACAAAUUCGUCAUGAAGCUUCAGUCUGAGACGUCUGUGUAGGACAAACCAAAAACAGAACUAUCACACGCCAUCACUACACCCAAGGUUAUUUUUGUACAAUGUUGCAGUAAUCAUUUUUUUGUUCCACUUUUUAAGCUGACAUAUUAAAAUGAAUCAAUGUAUGAAAAACAAUGAAAAUAGACCUUAAACUGCAUUGUUAUAAGACUUUCUAAGGGCUGCAACCAUGUUUUUAAUUCAUAUAAUGGUUAUCAAUAGUCUAACGUACUAAUAAAAUACAACACAGUGCAGUACACAUGUUUUGAUGCUUAAGGGUUGUAUUCUGUAACAUUUGUAGUGGAUGUCCGGCACCUCGUCUCCAUGGAGAUUAAAUGUUUUGAUGCUUGAAGGGUGCGCUGUGUAACAUUCCAAGUAGAGGUUCGGCUUCUCCAUGGAGAUGUUAUUCAUUUACCUGGAAUCUUGUACAAAGGCAACAUGCGUUAUUGCAAAAAAACACAUUAAAAACAUGCAUUCUUACUAUGAGCGGGGUCUCCUCUCCACAGAGCUGACAUGUAACUUGGUCUGGUGGCAUCACCUUCUUGCCCUCAUGAAGAUGGAGAGGUUUAAUGCCACACUACAUACAUUACAGGGAAAGGGAUGACAUCUCCAUAGAGACUAACACGUGACACUCCACCAGAAAAGUUCCUUACUGUACCUUUUAAAAUUAGAUUAUUUUACUAAAUGUCAGUAGCUUCAGACACUACAAACCACUGUUGAAUCACUACUUUGUUCAUUGCAUUCAUUUUAUAGAUGCUGAUUUAUGCAAGCAUUUCAGAAUUGUGACAAAAAAAAUGUACGAACUGAGAAAAAAAUUAAAGGUGCACUGUGUAACUUCUCUGGAGAAGCGGCCAUCACCUGCUUGUCUCCAUGGGGAUGUUAUUGCUUUGUCUUGAAUGUAUGGCAUUAAACAUUUCUUCCACCAUUGAGACAAGCAAAUGACUUUACAAGGCCAAGUUACAGGCCUAGUCUGUGGAGAGGCGAUCACACUCACAGAAAGGUCACAUAGUGCACCUUUUAAAGUCAACUGAAAAAAAUAUAUAAUUUUGGCUUUAGUGGUUGUAAGUUUUAGUAACAAGAUAUAACAAGACACUAAAACAGUCCUAUCAACUAAAACUGUGCAACAAUGUAUUUGAUUGUGUAGCUAAACUGACAAUGAAGGUUCCUGUUUAAGCCGCUGCCACAAUAAGCUUCAUUUUUAUUGUAUUAAUUGUACAUGAUUUUCUGAGUCAAA